AUGAAGGAGGCUAUCACCAUGUUUAAUUCUUUGAAACAUAUGAUGACUUGCCUGUGGGCUGUAGCCAAGAAACAACAAGAGAAAGGUGAGCAGAUUUAUUUAACAAGUGCAAAACCUAAUGCACCUAGAAGGAAAAGAGUUUAUGUAGACAUAGAGCUCAUUCAAAGCUUAGAACUACACAAACGUUCGACAAUACGCAGGUUGGUAGUGAGAAUUAAUCGCAGCAAAAGCACAGUUUGGCGGUGGGUGAAUCAAGGGCUGAUCAGAGUCCACACAAGCGCAAUUAAGCUUGAUUUGACAUCUCCUAAUAAAUUGCUUCGACUACAAUUUUCACUAGAAGCAUUGGAGUUUGAUCGAAUCAUGAUGGCUUUUAAGUUCAAGGCUAUGAACAACACAUUGCACAUUGACGAGAAAUGGUUCUACAUAACAAAGGCUGCGCACAGGACACAUUUUUCAGACAAUGGUGAAGUACUUUUUGAUGGGAAGAUAGGUAUCUUCCCAUUCACACAGCAUGUACCAGCUCAAAGAAACAGUAAAAACAGACCUUCGGGGACUUUAGAGACGAAACCAAUUCAGUCCGUCACUAAAGAAGUCAUCAAAGAUUGUUUGAUUAACAAGGACAGUGACCCUGAGUUUAGGGUUGCUGCCACUGAGGAUGGAUUUGACAUACGAAUAGUUCAUCGACCCCCAAAUUCACCUGACACAAAUGUGAAUGACUUGGGAUGGUUUCGAGCUACAAUGUUGACCAAUUGGCUUCGCGGGGUGAUUCGUACUUGGAACAAAGAAGUCUUUGGCAAUGUGGACACUAACAUUGGGAAGAUGCAGGCUCGUUUAUCUGAGGUUCAGAAUCAGAUAUUGGAGGUCGGAUUUACGGAUCAGUUGUUUGAUGAGGAAGUCUCCAUUCAGGCAGAUUUGAAUGUCACUCUUUCGCAUAAAAACAGCCUGUUAUAG
Molecule: messenger RNA, 951 nt
Organism: Salvia miltiorrhiza (redroot sage)
Lineage: Eukaryota; Viridiplantae; Streptophyta; Magnoliopsida; Lamiales; Lamiaceae
Exons: 4
Coding region: 1-951 (316 amino acids)
Molecular function (GO): nucleic acid binding
Source: RefSeq, a predicted model, not a curated record